Messenger RNA from Caenorhabditis remanei, 1872 nucleotides. RefSeq lists its product as uncharacterized. The transcript is spliced from 7 exons. Gene Ontology annotation, biological process: late endosome to vacuole transport via multivesicular body sorting pathway. The record is from RefSeq and is a predicted model, not a curated record. Gene Ontology annotation, cellular component: multivesicular body. The coding region runs from base 1 to 1872 and encodes 623 amino acids. NCBI's taxonomy places the organism in Eukaryota, Metazoa, Nematoda, Chromadorea, Rhabditida, Rhabditidae.
AUGUCUGCAAACCUUCCGCCAUCAUUCAAACCAAUCGCUCAUUACAUCAAAAUCGCCAACGAGAAUGCCAGUCGUGAUCCAGUUAUCUACUAUUGGUCCCUCGUCUGUAUGGCUCUCAGCUCCGCCUUCCCACCGACCACUUCAUUCAACGAAUCCUCGUGGCGACGCCUUCAGAAGACGAUUCUCGUCGAAAAAGAAUCCAUCGAACGCCGUGAUUCUCUUCGUGACUCCAUUGACAAUCCAGAUCCAGAAUCCAUGGAAGUUCAUCUGAAAUCUGAGGAAAUCGCCGCAGAAAUCCAACAGAAAACGGUGAAUUGCGAUGAGAUACGAGCCAAAAUCGCGGCGAUAAACGCGAAAAUUCUGAUUGGAAAACGAAAAACGGCGGAAAUCGAUGAGAAAUUGGCGAAAAAGCGAGAGGACGAGGGGAAAUUGGAGAGAAAAGUUGAGCAGUAUGAGAAGGUGAACGGAGAGAAUUCGGAGAGAAAGACGAAGGAGAAACGAGUAAUUUCGAUCAUGAUUCGACUCCUUUCGUGUCGGAAAUUGGCUUUGAUUGAGGAGAUUUUCGCGAUUUUUAAGCUGAAAAUUGAUGGAGGACCUGCUUCAAGUCGCCUCGCGCCUCGUAACUGUAAUUGUCAAGUGAUCGAUUCGAUUCGUGGAAUUCAUCUCCCUCAACUCUCCUACAUAUUCAAUCAUCCAGAAGCACAAACCUACUCGGCACUUCAGAAUACCAUCCAUCUCUUCGACGCGAUCUGUCGAAUUUUAAAUUUCGCGCCAAAAUACCCCACCGAAUCUCUCAUGACCCCCCUGAAAUCCACGUGGAAGAAACGGGCGGAUCGUGAGAAAUUUGUGGAUUCGAUGAUUUUGUUGGGAAAGAAUAUUAGUCAGUUGAGAGAGGCUUGUGGUAUCCCGACGAUGGCUACGGAUCGGACACUGGGCACUCUGGAGGAAUGGCAUCGAUUUGUGAUUCAGAAGAAGACGGUGUUCGAGAGACCGAUUCAGAGUGUUUUCAGCCUAUUCUACGCCGUCCAAACCGCAAUGAAAUUGGACAAAUCGAGUGUGGAAGCACGUCAAUACCUGACUGGACUACUCACAACUCUCGAAGCGAUCAAAACUCAGUUGGCUGAUAACGACGCGAUCAAGAAUGAGACAAUCGCUCAGGCUCAUAUCGAGAGUUUCGCCGAGAAGUUGUUCAAUUUUGCGGAUAAGAAGGAGAAGACUGGAAAUGUUGACAAAUCAGUGGUCCACGCGUUCUACACAGCCGGACACGUUAUGGAUAUUCUCGCGCUUUUUGGAGAGAUCGACGAGCCAUUCCUUUCUUCGAAAAAAUACGCAAAGUGGAAGAGUACUCAGAUCUUCACAUGUCUUCGCGACGGAACUCCAUACGUAUCGAGUAGUCAACAGGAGGCCGACGAUGAUGAGUUGGCACAGUUCGGAUCGCAGUUUCAGCCGAGUUCUUCUGCUUCGAUUGGUGCGGGGGGACCACAAGAACACAGUUAUGGACAACCCGGACCACCGGGGAUUGGAUUUGGAGCUGGAAUUCCGAGUGUUCCAUCUGAUCACUCUCUGCCACCUCCUCAACCACCAGCUCGUUCCAACAUUCCACCACCACCAGCAUACUCUUCAACUCCAAAUCUUCCAUCCCAGCAACAACAAUUCUAUCCACCUCCCCCAUCACGUCGUCAACAACCACAUCAAUACGAAGACUUCUCGACUCCACCACCACCGGCUCCAGCUGGAUCUGUGCCAACUGAAGAGGAGUUCUCUGAAAUUCGCAGACUGACAAAGUAUGCGAUGAGUGCCGUCGAUUAUGAGGAUGUGAAGGCGAUUCGCGAGAAUUUGAUGAAGGCGUUGGCAAUUGUUCAGAAAUAUUAA